Suillus discolor is the source of this 1158-nucleotide messenger RNA. RefSeq lists its product as uncharacterized. Lineage: Eukaryota; Fungi; Basidiomycota; Agaricomycetes; Boletales; Suillaceae. The transcript has 9 exons. Bases 1 to 1158 code for a protein of 385 amino acids. The record is from RefSeq and is a predicted model, not a curated record.
AUGACUCUAUCCGGGGACGAUUCUGCGGGAGACCUUUCUGUUUCUCCUAGAGAAGUAUCGCUUUGUGUUCCGACAUCUCCUCAUGCUAGGGCAAAGCGGAGAAUUACUGCCCUUAUGGAGGAGGUCGAAGCUUUGAAGCAGGACAAGGCGGGACGAGCUAUCCGUCGUAUGGUUGCCCUCUACAGUCCCAUAGAGGACCUAGUCGCUGAAAAUGAUCAGCAUUGUGAAGACAGAGACAGCGGUUCUACUCUUGAGAAUAGACAAGACCGCCUUCAACGCAGCUACAUCAAACUCGCCAAAUCAUUACCAUGGAUUCACGAGAGGCUAGCAACUCUUGAGCAUGAGGAGUCGGAGGAUAUGCUCAGAAAGCUCAAGCAAGGUGCAGACUCAGCUUGUGGUGACGACACAGGAACGCUCAAAGACCUCAUUGCUUCAUGGAUCAAUAUUCUGCAUUGCCCGACUCCACUCAUCAGGACCGACGACAAGCACCAUCGAGGCUUCGUCGACGAUGCGUGUGGUCGACUACUCUGCCCAGCGGAGUGGCAUUGGGAGGACCCAAUCAUCAAGGCUGGCAUUCGCGACCGUACGACUUCUUUCAUCGUGUCUAAAAACUUGUGGCCAAUGUUUAUGUAUGAGAACUAUGAAGCUGAUGCUAAGAAUUUGGAGCGCGGGCUCAUGAAGUCGAAGUUAUUGGUUAUGCUCAUUGUAUUGAAGGGGUUCAAGGCCAUUUUCACCCCUCCUCUGCCAAUGAAGUCGAUGGCAAUGGCAAUGGCGCCGAUAUCAUUGAGAAUUGCAGAUGCGCCCGGAGAUGGUCGGAUCAAGCCAAAGUCAAGACGCAUGAGAAAAGUGACACCUCGCGCGAUCGCGUAUACUGCUUGCCAGAUUCGAUUCGCGCUUUCCAAUAUCACUUCCUGGCGUACUGUAGACGGGGAUUUCGACUAUCAUGUUUUCUGGAACAAUAUCGUAGACUUUUUUGAAGCCCCCCCGGGUGCAGCUGUGCGAUCCAGGAUAAAUCAACUUCUCGAGUGGUGGACUAGGAAAGUUUUUGGAAGAAACCAUCGAGAGGACUUGAUGCCGAAUGUCGUUUCCAAAAUGUCUGUCAAUGCUCUCGCCGCCCAGAGACAGCAGAUGGAGGACGCCAUAUUUGACUCCGACUAG